Molecule: messenger RNA, 1740 nt
Organism: Fulvia fulva
Lineage: Eukaryota; Fungi; Ascomycota; Dothideomycetes; Mycosphaerellales; Mycosphaerellaceae
Product: putative hydrolase
Exons: 1
Coding region: 1-1740 (579 amino acids)
Source: RefSeq, a predicted model, not a curated record
AUGCUCGCCUCUCUCAUUGUGUUCUUGCUCUCACACAUCGCUGUAGGCAAUGCAAAGUGCUUCGAGCCCACUCCCGCCUUUCCACUGCCCAGAUGGGACAACGGCGGUCCAGAGCUCGAACCUGCCUUCCAAUUGCUUGAGACAAACAUCCAAGACCUCGCCAGCCAAGCCAAAUACGACAAUACGUCCUUCUCAAUCGAAGUGACGUCCCUGCAAGGCUCGUUAUGGAGCUAUCACCACUCCGCUCGCGUACAUAACGAAAGCAGGCCCGGUGUUACCCAUGUAGACUCACUCAGCCAGUAUCGGAUUGCUUCGAUCACAAAGGUCUUCACGACACUUGCCAUACUGUAUCAGCAUGAUGCUGGGAACUUGAGUCUAGACGAUCCGGUCCUCAACUACAUUUCUGAGCUGAGAUCUGACGAGUACGAGCUGCCGUGGAAGGACAUCACGAUCCGUGUUCUGGCAAGCCAGCUCUCUGGCAUACCGAGAGAGUUCGCUCAAGGCGACCUUCUGAACUUGGUACCUGAUCCAUCAGCACUGGGCCUGCCUCCCGUUUCCCAGGAUGCUCUGCCAACUUGCGAUGAAUAUGACUCCUACAAGCCAUGCGAUCGUGGUGAGUUCCUCGGCGAGCUGAAAGGCAAGAAGCCACUUUUUGCACCCAACCAGAAGUCGACUUACAGCAACCUGAACUUCGAACUUCUCGGCUUAGUCCUGGAGAAUGUUACUGGCAUGCCGUAUAGUGACUACAUUCAGCAAGCGAUAUUCGACCCUCUAGAAAUGACAGAGUCCAGUCUGAGCACCCCCUCAGACGAGCAUGCAGUUCUACCCGCCAUGGCUGAUGGCUUCAACUACUGGGAUGUCGACGAAGGUGUUCAAGCUCCGACCGGCGGGAUCUACUCGACCAGCUCUGAUCUAAGCAAGUUCAUCCGGUACACUCUUAGCCAUUACAACACUCUUGCGACUGGAGUAAACUGGUUCCUCCCGGCCAGCUGGGCAACUGGAAUGAACACUUUCUAUGGGAUGCCGUUCGAGACAUUCCGCACAGACAAGAUCUUGCGCGAUAGCAGAAGGCCUGUAACUUUUGUAACCAAAGCUGGUGGUCUGCCAGGCUACUACUCUCGGAUCAGUAUGCUUGAAGAGUACGGACUGGGUAUCACAAUCCUGGUGGGCGGUACUAAUGAGAUCCUCGAGCCUUUGAACGAGCUCGUAUCUGUGGCGCUGGUCCGUGCAGCCGAGGAGAUCGCCUGGCAACGGAUGGCUGUUGACUAUCCCGGUACUUACGCGCCCAUCCGCUCCGAUCUCAAUACCAGCCUCGUCCUGGCCACCUCGCCGUCAAAAGGCCUCCAUGUCGAGACUUUCAUCUCAAAUGGAACCGACGUGCUUGCAGCUCUGCUGUCGAAGAGCGCUCCUGGCGACGAUGCCGAACAAAAGCAACGCUGGCAUGCUCAGCUUGUGCCCACACUGUUGUUUGAGAAUGAAGAAGCGCCAAAGGGUGAGAUCUGGCGUAUGCAGGUCGUGUCUGAGAGAAGUGAGGAGCAGCAGCUGAGCGCUGGCGUUUGGGAUGAGUUCUGCCCUACUGAUCUGGAGGGGCCUCUUUAUGCUGGAGUCCCGGUUAACAAAAUUGUCUUCUGGCAUGAACUGGGUACCGUGGAGCUGCCAGCAUGGAACAUCAGUAUGAAGCGGGUCAGCAUGAGCAAAGACAUGAAGGACAACCUCUUUGUUCAGAAGCAGGACCUUUGA